This is a messenger RNA of Olea europaea var. sylvestris, 1152 nucleotides long. RefSeq lists its product as uncharacterized. The transcript has a single exon. The record is from RefSeq and is a predicted model, not a curated record. NCBI's taxonomy places the organism in Eukaryota, Viridiplantae, Streptophyta, Magnoliopsida, Lamiales, Oleaceae. Bases 161 to 955 code for a protein of 264 amino acids.
CUCCAACUAAUACCGUCAAAUUCGCCGUCAACACACUUCCUCAGAUACAUUUUCCCUCCCCAAACCCUCGUAUAUAAGCAUCUUCCUUCAUCUCCAUUUUCAUCUCUCUCUCUAUACAUACACAUAAGACACACAGAAGUGACUGAUUGGGACGAAGAAUAUGAGCAGUGGGCAAGAGGAUAUUAGUAUCUGCCCUAGCUUCAAUUGCUAUUCAGCUGAUGGACUGGCACAAAUCGCAGUGAAGGUUACGAAGGAGAACACAAACGAUGCCGUGGGGAAUGAAUAUGACAAGGAUAAUUACGACGAGGAUUUUGAGUUUGCUUUUGUACGUGAGAAUCAGGAAGUUUUAAACGGCGACAUCAAAAUCAAGCCGAUUUUCCCUAUAUUUAAUCGAGAUAUUUUGGUGAAUAGCGAUGAAAAGCGUUUGGAAUCUUCUGAUCAGGUGGAGGAUAUUAGAAUUCCGUUAAAUAAAUUAUUUAUCGAAGAUAGUGUUGAGAAGGAGCGUGAGAUUCCUUCGUCGUCGUCAUCGGAAGCAGAUGAAUUGGAGAGCGUACCACCGGGAAAGUACUGUGUAUGGAGGCCAAAGGUGGCGGAGCCAUCGCCGAGCCGAUGUCGGAAAAGCAAGUCCACUGGAUCCGGUUCGAGGAGGUGGAAGCUGUGCGAUUUGAUGCGACGAAGCAAUAGCGACGGCAAGGACUCUUUCGUCUUUUUAACGCCAAAGCACCGGGAAGAGAAACCGAAGAAGAUUGAGAACUCGAAAAAAUCAAAAGCGAAAGGAACUGCCCUAUACGGCGGCGGCACGCCGGGAUCACCGUCAGCUCACGAAGCGCAUUAUAUACGGAAUAGAGCAAUUAAGGAAGAGAAUAAGAAGAAAUCGUAUUUACCGUACAGACGAGACCUCGUAGGGUUCUUCGCUAAUGUCAACGGUUUGGGCAGGAGUUUUGCACCGUCCUGAGAAGGCCGAUGGUUGUACCUUCAGUUCAAAGGCGGUACAUUAUCAAAAUCUUUGUUUAUUAAUUUGAAGUUUUUUUUCCAUUUUUAUCAAUAGUUGAAGAUAUUUUACCUACAAAUAUUCGAUAUUUUGUGGAUAAUUUAAUAAUUUAUCAAUCAAGAACAUGUGCAAAGAGAGUAAAUUGCAGUUUGUUUCUCGAA